This is a messenger RNA of Talaromyces amestolkiae, 3672 nucleotides long. RefSeq lists its product as uncharacterized. Gene Ontology annotation, cellular component: ciliary inversin compartment. The transcript is spliced from 5 exons. Gene Ontology annotation, biological process: protein localization to ciliary inversin compartment. Lineage: Eukaryota; Fungi; Ascomycota; Eurotiomycetes; Eurotiales; Trichocomaceae. Bases 1 to 3672 code for a protein of 1223 amino acids. The record is from RefSeq and is a predicted model, not a curated record. Gene Ontology annotation, molecular function: protein binding.
AUGAGUUUUGGAUACAGUAUCGGGGACUUUGUGUCUCUUCUUGAAUUGACGAAUCGUAUCCGUAAACGAUUUGUCCGGGCUCCGGCUGAGUUCAAGGAGAUUUCUGAGGACAUCAAGAAGUUGGGUGCCCUUCUCCAAGAUAUCGACGAUUUCGAGUCUGAACAAGGCUUGGAUACACGGCAAAAAGCUUCCAUAAAUCAAAUGAGUAAAUCAUGUCGGGAGGUCCUCACGGAGCUAGAAAGCGUGCUUGAUAAGUACCAGGAGUUGGAUCACGACGAGAAGAAUCUUGGUAAAAAGACCCGACGUGUUUGGAAAAGGCUACAAUGGGAUCAAUCAAAGAUUAUGGAUCUUCGAAAACGGACCGAUUCACAUGUGAACUGGUUUAGUAACGUGAUUGCGAGGUUAAAUGGCUCUGUUAUACUUGCGGUAAAAGACGGUGUGGACCGACUGUGCCAGUACCAAGGAGACGAAGAGAAACAAAAGAUUCUCGAUUGGCUGACUCCAACUGACUAUACAGCACAGCAAAAUGACAUCUUGAGACUACGAGAGGAAGGCACCGGCAAAUGGCUCUUGGAAAAAGCCGAGUUUAAAUCAUGGUCGAGCACAAAGCAACAGACCCUGUUCUGUCUGGGCAUUCCCGGAGCUGGCAAAACGACACUUGUAUCUAUUAUAAUCGACCAUCUGGAGCAGAAGUUUCGCGCCGAGCCUGAUGUCGGGAUUGCGUACAUAUACUGCAAUUUUCAGUCUAGUUCCGAAUCGAAUAUUCAAGCCUUCCUUGCGAUUUUGAUAAAGCAACUUGUUCAGAGGCAAUCAGAACUACCCGUUGCAGUGGUCGAUAUGUAUAAAAACCACGAAAAGAAGAACACACGGCCUAGGACUGAUGAGCUAUCCUCGUGCCUACGAUCUGUGACCGCUGGACUCUCGACGGCUUUCAUUAUAGCAGACGCUUUGGAUGAAUGCAGAACAGCUAAUGGGUUACGCGUCAUUAAGAUCACGAAAUCAGUUGAUGGAAUGUUCCUCCUCGCAAAACUGUACCUCAAUUCUUUGAGAGGAAAGAGUUCACCAAAGGCCGUACGGACUGCGCUGAGCAGACUGAAUACUGGAUCAAACGCAUAUGGCCACGCGUACAAAGACGCAAUGGAGCGGAUUGAGCAUCAGGGGACUGAGGAGAGAGACCUUGCCAAGAAUAUCUUGUCAUGGAUCACCUGUGCGAAAAGACGUUUGACGGUAAACGAACUUCUUCACGCUUUUGCCGUUGAGAUUGGUCUAUCUUACCUUGACGAAGACAAUCUCUCCGACAUGCAAUAUAUGAUCUCUGUUUGCGCUGGCCUGGUAGCUGUUGACGAGGAAAGUGGCAUUAUCAGAUUGGUUCACUACACCACGCAGGAAUACUUUGAACGGACAUGGCAAAUUUGGUUUCCCGGGGCGCAUCGAAACAUAGCCAUAGCCUCUCUCACAUAUCUCCUCUUUGAUCAAUUCGCUACUGGGCCCUGUGGAAAUUGGGAGGAGUAUAGAGACCGGUUACAAGAAAAUCCAAUUUACGAAUAUGCUGCGCGAUAUUGGGGUUAUCAUGCAAAGGAAGCUUACUCUGAGGUGAAGGAUUUGGUAGAUAAGUUCUUUCAACGCAAAUCGACACUCGCCAGCGUAGCACAGGUCUUGUCCCUUGAACGAAAGUUUCGAAGCUGCAUACCACUAGCCCACAAAGGAAUAUCCGGCCUACAUAUUGCUGCAUGGUUUGGACUAAACGAUAAAGUCAAAGAAAUUUUGAAGGGGUCUCAGAGUCAUAAUGCCGCCGAUAAAAAAGGUCGGACGGCACUGCAUUGGGCCACCCGGAACGCGCAGGCUCAGACCGUUGACUUGCUGAUACAAGAAGGGGCAAGUGCCAAUGCAACGGAUAAAAGAGGCAUGACAGCCUUACACUAUGCUGCACUUCAAGGAGACAAUCAUCUGAUACAGCUUCUAGUAAAGAAUGGCGCGCAUUUAGAGGUCGUGGAUGAAAGCGGACAGACCCCCUUUUUGACAGCAGCAGGUUAUGUGAAGAUCGCAUCAGUUCAAGAGCUUCUAUCUUACGAUACUGCAAUCAAUGCUGUCAAUCCGGAGCAUAAAAAUGCGUUGCAUCUCGCCAUACUUGCCGCAAAAGAUGAAACACCUCAAUUGGUAGAAAUGCUUCUGUCACAUGGGGUUUGCCCUACUUUGUGCGAUGUCAAAAAUAUGACUCCGGUGCACUAUGCAGUUGCAAUUAGAAAUCUGGAAAUCAUGCAAUUGUUUAUUGAGGCGGGKGUCGAUAUCAAUUUUGGCAUUGAAAGGCGGCGCUGGAGAGAAACCACUAAGGCAGGACGAUCCUUCUACGUGUUAGACCAGCCUCCUGAGAGGGCGAACGCCAAUUCGCGAGAUGCAGUGGGCCUGACUCCAUUGCAUUUUGCUGCAUAUACCGGCUAUCGUAUCAUGAUAGAGUAUCUCCUGAGCAAGGGUGCGGAUCCGAACGCAUGCUGUUGUAGCGAUGGCGACACGCCUCUCCAUAUUGCAAUCCGUAGAGGUCUAUUGACCAUGGAAUAUGAAGGAGACCCUUGGACAGACAUUACAUGGACGGUUGAAACGGACUUUACUACUACUGAUGAAACAGAGACCGAUGGAGAAUAUUCACAGUGGCAUAUGGCUAAUGAACGUUGGGGAGUUAUUGAUAUGCUUCUUGCAACCACGAACAUUGAUGUGAAUAUCCAGAAUGCUCACCUAGAAUCCUCUCUACAUUGUGUUCAUUAUGGAGGGUCGCAUUCGGACACCAUUGUUGCCAAACUGCUUCAGAAAGGAGCCGAUCCCCUCAAAAUUAACAAGAAAGGUCAAACAGUAUUUCACCUCGCCUGUGAAGCAACUGAUUUGGAGGCCAUUGAUCACAUUCUUGAUGCUGGUGGUUCCACUACCAUUGAAGAUGCAAAGGGACUGACCGCGCUUCAUUAUGCGGUGCGUGCCAAUGGAUAUGAAACGGCAAAGUUGAUACUGGAUCGCAACGGAGACACCGCGACGAGCCUAUGUCUUGCUGCAGACAAGAAAGGCAGGACACCGUUGCAACAUCAUCUACAGUUCGACCCACACCCUCAGGUAGAAAUGAUCACCCUCUUACUGGAUCACGGUGCAAAUGUGAACCACACCGAUUUGGACGGAAACUCUCCCUUAAGUAUCUAUUUACAAGCUCCAACGUAUGGAGACCGAACGGCAAUUACUCGCUUUCUAUUAGAACAAGGCGCCAAUCCGCUCUGGAAGGACGGUGGUGGCCAGACCUUAGCUCACGUUACAAUGAACAAUCACAAAGCUGAGGUAGGAGUUCUAGAGCUCCUGUAUUCGCAUGGUGUAGAUCUUAGCAUGAAGGACAAGCAAGCCCGGAGUUUCCUACAUUACGGAGCAAUAUAUGGUUCACUGCACGAUGAAGUGAUUCCCUUUUUGCUAAGGAAUAAGUUCGACGGGAUAUAUGAAAGAGACCUUGAAGAUAAAUCACCUCUCAUGCAUGCAGAAGCAGCUGAAGCGGCUAAAGAAGAGCGACGUCGGACUGGCAAAUAUCAUGGUCCGAGAUGGAGAAGGUCGUUGAAAAUUUUGAAGCAGAUGGAGAAUAACAAGCUGAUACAAUGUGACAUUCAAGAUGAACAUGCCAUAUCUGUGGAUUUAGAGGAGUUAAAUUGA